AUGCAGACAGGGCACGCUCCAUUCACCAUCGGCACGCUGGAGGAGGCCUGCCGGUCGGCGGAGCGGUCCCUGGUCCAGUACAGGUUCAAGCCCGCCAAGGCACAGCGGGAGCUGGAGGGCGUGAGCGAGGCGCAGCACGCCAGACUGGCCGGCGCGCGCAGCGGCUCCAGCCCCUGCAGCACCCUCUGGCCCCGCGGCGAGGGGCUGACCUCCGGCGCCUGGGACGCGGCCGCCACCUCGCCGCCCCCGGCCCCUGAGGGCAGCGGGCGUGAGGUCCUGCUCCAGGGCUUCAACUGGGAGUCCUGGCGGCACGGCUGGUACGACCAGCUGGCGUCGCGCGCGGGCGAGAUCGCCGACACGGGUUUCACCGCGGUCUGGCUGCCCCCACCCACCCGCUCGGUCAGCCCCCAAGGCUACCUGCCCAGCGACCUGUACGACCUGGACUCCGCCUACGGCAGCGAGGCCGCGCUGCGGUCCUGCGUGGCCGCGCUGCACUCCCACGGCCUGCUAGCGCUGGGCGACGUGGUGGUGAACCACCGCUGUGCAGAGCGGCGCGGUCCCUGCGGCCGCUACAACCUCUUCGGCGGCCGGCUGGACUGGGACGCUGCGGCCAUCGUGGGCGACGACGCCGCCUACGGCGGCACCGGCGCCCCCUCCUCCGGCGCCCCCUUCCACGCCGCGCCCAACAUCGACCACGCCUCCCCCCGCGUCAAGGCCGACCUCUGCGCCUGGCUGGCCUGGCUGCGCUCCGACGUCGGCCUGGACGGCUGGCGCCUGGACUUUGUCCGCGGCUUCGCCGGCGCCCACGUCGCCGACUACAUGCGCGCCUCGGGCCCGCGCUUCGCCGUCGGCGAGUUCUGGGACGGGCUGGCCUACGGCCCCGACGGCGCGCCCGACCACGACCAGGACGCGCACCGCGGGCGGCUGCUGGCCUGGCUGAACGCGGCGGGGGGGCGCGCCGCCGCCUUCGACGUCACCACCAAGGGCGUGCUGCAGGCCGCGCUGGAGCGCGGCGAGCACUGGCGCCUGCGCGACGCCUGCGGCCGCGCCCCGGGGCUGGUGGGCCUCUGGCCCUCGCGUGCCGUGACCUUCGUGGACAACCACGACACCGGGUCCAGCCAGGGGCACUGGCCCUUCCCGGCGCACGCCGUCGCGCAGGGGUACGCCUACUGCCUCACCCACCCGGGCACGCCCUGCGUCUUCCACGACCACUUCUUCGCCUGGGGCGGCGGCCUGCGCGCCGCCAUCCGGGCGCUGCUCGCCGCGCGGCGCCGCGCGCGCGUGCACUGCCGCAGCGCGCUGCGCGUUCUGGAGGCGCGCGCCGGCCUCUACGCGGCCGAGGUCGACGCGGCGCUGGUCUGCAAGCUGGGGCCGGAGGACUGGCAGCCGCCAAACGUGCGAGAGUGGAGCCUGAGCUGCUGGGGCGACCAGUGGGCGGUCUGGGAGCGCGCCUGA
Molecule: messenger RNA, 1455 nt
Organism: Auxenochlorella protothecoides
Lineage: Eukaryota; Viridiplantae; Chlorophyta; Trebouxiophyceae; Chlorellales; Chlorellaceae
Product: Alpha-amylase type B isozyme
Exons: 3
Coding region: 1-1455 (484 amino acids)
Biological process (GO): carbohydrate metabolic process
Molecular function (GO): alpha-amylase activity; calcium ion binding
Source: RefSeq, a predicted model, not a curated record